Messenger RNA from Oldenlandia corymbosa var. corymbosa, 2198 nucleotides. The record is from the annotation of a GenBank genome assembly. NCBI's taxonomy places the organism in Eukaryota, Viridiplantae, Streptophyta, Magnoliopsida, Gentianales, Rubiaceae.
CAUCAUCCAUCUUUUGAUCAACAGAAAGAUAACAGUCAUGGCUGGAUUUCGAGCUGGUUUUUCCAGAAAGAACAAUGCUUUCUUGCUGCUCCUUCUCUUCGUUUCUGAACUGUUAGUUGGGGCGACGUGGGCAGCCGAGCAAGCACAGAAAGAAAAUCUUGGGACUGUAAUUGGCAUUGAUCUUGGGACAACAUAUUCAUGUGUUGGAGUUUUUCGAAACGGCAACAUUGAGAUCAUAGCAAACGACCAAGGGAAUCGAAUCACACCAUCAUGGGUUGGAUUUACUGAUUCCGAGCGUUUGAUUGGGGAAGCUGCCAAGAAUCAAGCAGCCCUCAAUCCAGAAUCUACAAUCUAUGAUGUCAAGAGGUUCAUUGGAAGGAAGUUUGAUGAUCCUGAGGUUCAGAAAGAUAUCAAGAUGCUGCCUUUUAAGGUAGUGAAUAAAGAUGGGAAACCUUACAUAAAUGUCAAGUUGAAGAACGGCGAGACCAAACUGAUGAGCCCUGAAGAAAUCAGUGCCAUGGUUCUGAAGAAGAUGAAGCAAACAGCUGAAGCUUACUUGGGGAAGGAAAUCAGGAAUGCUGUGGUCACCGUUCCGGCUUAUUUCAACGAUGCACAGCGACAGGCAACGAAGGACGCCGGCGUGAUCGCCGGGCUAAAUGUUGUUCGGAUCAUCAAUGAGCCGACGGCGGCCGCAAUCGCCUAUGGACUCGACAAGAAAGAAGGCGAGAGCAACAUCCUGGUGUUUGAUCUUGGUGGUGGAACUUUUGAUGUUAGCAUAUUGACCCUUGAUGGAGGCGUUUUUGAGGUCCUUUCGACCGCUGGCAAUACUCAUUUGGGGGGAGAAGAUUUUGAUCACAGAUUAAUGGACCAUUUCGUCAAGCUGAUCAAGAAGAAGUACAGUAAGGAUAUCAGUGAUGAUAAGAAGGCGCUUGGGAAACUUAAGAAGGAAUGCGAGAGAGCAAAGCGCGCAUUGAGUAACCAGCACCAAGUUCGCGUUGAGAUCGAGUCGCUUUUCGAUGGAAUCGACUUCUCUGAACCCUUAACAAGGGCCAAGUUUGAAGAAUUAAACAUUGAUUUGUUCAAAAAGGCUCUAGGACCUGUAAGGCAGGCCUUAAAAGAUUCGCGGUUGGAGAAGAAAGACAUCGAUGAAGUCGUGUUGGUUGGAGGGAGUACAAGGAUUCCUAAGGUGCAAGAAUUGUUGAAAGAGUUCUUUAAUGGGAAAGAACUGAAUAAAGGGAUCAAUCCAGAUGAGGCUGUGGCUCAUGGAGCUGCGAUUCAAGGUUCCAUAGUUGGCGGUCAUGGCGGCCAAAAAACUGAAGGAGUUGUGCUUCUUGAUGUUACUCCAUUGAGUCUUGGAAUUGAGACGGUUGGCGGAGUUAUGACGAAGUUAAUCCCUAGAAACAGUAAAGUUCCUACAAGAAGAACUCAAGUUUUCACAACUUAUCAGGAUCAGCAAACUACAGUGUCAAUCAGAGUUUUCGAAGGCGAAAGGACCUUGACCCAGCAUAACCACGAAUUAGGCCAGUUUGAUUUGUCCGGAAUUCCUCCUGCUCAAAGGGGUGUGCCUCAGAUUGAAGUCACGUUUGAUGUCGACGAAAAUGGCAUACUAAAAGUGACAGCAAUGGACAAGGCAGCAAAGAAAUCGAAUACCAUUACCAUCACCAACGAUAAAGGCCUCAGCAAGGAGGAGAUAGACAGAAUGGUACAAGAGGCGCAAGAGCAUGAAGAGGAGGAUCAAAAGGUGAAAGAAACGGUUGAUUCGAGAAAUAAGUUGGAGAGCUACAUAUAUAACAUUAAGAGCACCAUCAAGGAUAAUGACAAUCUUACGAACAAAAUCAGCUCGGAUGAGAAGGAAAACAUGGAGAGUUCACUGAAGGGUGCGCUUGAUUGGAUGGAUGAGAAUCAGAACGCAGAAAAGGUAGACUAUGAUGAGAAGAUGGCAGAGUUGGAAGCUGUUUUCAAUCCAAUCAUAAAGAAGGCAUAUGGAAACAGUGAAGGAAGUUCUGGUGCUGAUGAAGAAGAUGAUUCUAACUACGAGUUGUGAAAUAUUUCUUAGGAGAUUGAAUCUGUCAUAUCAUUCAUUAAUUAAUAAGGUUGAGGAUGUUUUUAUUAGGACAGUAGGUAGUAUUAGUAACAGUAUUUGUUGUAAGUGAUCUUUUAUCCUUAAAUUGAUUUUUGGCAAUUUAGCAUUUGUUGGU